CCUGGAAUCAUAGUAGCCUCGAUCCCAGGCAGGCCUUGUGAAGGAGGCUAAGUCAUUAGCUUUUCAGUUGAGUCCUCUAUAUAUCUAUAUCUAGCUCUUACUAGCUACCAGCGCAGCAUAUCUAAAGAAUGUCUAUAAAGCCUGUCGUUUUUGUGAUUGGAGCUUCAGGAUCUGUGGGUGCUGCUACGAUUAAGAACUUAACGGAAAAUUAUGCUCACAAGGUUGAAAUUCGAGCUGGAGUGCGGAACCCUGACUCAGAAAAAGCUGGAAAGUUGAAGUCUCUUUCAAAUGUGACUGUAGUACAGGCUACCAUGGGGGCAAGCAACCUAGUUAGCAUUUUUCAAGGAGUAAGCACUCUUUACAUCGUUACACCUACUGCAAAAAAUAGAGUAGAACUGACUACCUCAACUGCUCUGUCGGCAAAGGAAGCAGGUGUCAAACAUGUCGCAGUAGUGUCUACCCUAACAGCCAAGCUACCAGACACUUCAUUUGGUAGCCAGUAUACUAAAAUUGAACGCCACAUCUCAGAGCUGGGUUUAGUGUAUACGGUUCUUCGGCUCCCAAUGUUUAUGGAUGGAUACGCGCAUUAUAAACAAUCUGUGAAACACGGAGUCCUUACCCGGGUAAUUGAUCUGGAUACACCCUGCCAUGCCACUACUGUUGCUGAUAUCGGAAAAGCUUCAGCUGCUAUUCUGGCUAAUCCUGAAUUAUACCAGAACAAAACGAUCGCUAUUUUGGGCGAUCGAAAUACCUCAAAUGAGUUCAUAAGUAUCCUAUCAGAAGUUCUUCAAAAAGAAAUUAAGUAUGAACGAAUUCCUUUUGAGGAUGAGUUGAAGAAGAUGAAAUCGGUUGGAGUGCCAGAAUGGAUAGCCGAGGGUCUAACAGAGGUCGCAAUGAAGAUGGAAUCUACAACUGUGUAUUCAGAAGGUGAUCUUGGCAAAUUCAAACAAAUAACUGGUGACGACCCGACCACACUAAGAAAAUGGAUUGAGGACAAUUUACAUGUAUUUAAUUAGCAACACAUUUGGUUUCACAUGGUAGUCUAGUCUAGUCUAUAUGACGUACCAUUAUUUCUAUACGCGAUAAUUGUUAAACUAUAUAUUGUCUUUAGUGGUA
This is a messenger RNA of Halichondria panicea, 1116 nucleotides long. Its product is annotated as quinone oxidoreductase 2-like. The coding region runs from base 129 to 1016 and encodes 295 amino acids. The record is from RefSeq and is a predicted model, not a curated record. The transcript has a single exon. NCBI's taxonomy places the organism in Eukaryota, Metazoa, Porifera, Demospongiae, Suberitida, Halichondriidae.